Molecule: messenger RNA, 857 nt
Organism: Gaeumannomyces tritici R3-111a-1
Lineage: Eukaryota; Fungi; Ascomycota; Sordariomycetes; Magnaporthales; Magnaporthaceae
Exons: 2
Coding region: 136-621 (161 amino acids)
Biological process (GO): protein folding in endoplasmic reticulum
Cellular component (GO): EMC complex
Source: RefSeq, a predicted model, not a curated record
CGACGUCACCCGUGUCCCCUGCAAGAGGCCAGGACAAGUCGCACAAGCCAAUCCCCGAACAAACCACCUCAGCCGCCCGCCCAAGCCAGAAAACGGACCGCCAAUCCUCCAGAGCACCCAUCACCAGCACCAGCCAUGACGUGGAUAUCAAAGUCCAUCACGACCUUUGGUCUCGUCCUGCUGGCUCACGCCUGCUACUCGGCGCACGAGCACUCGGUCCUGCAGCAGUCUACGGCCUCCCCCUCGGCGGCGGCAUCCUCGUCGCCCUCGGGCACCGGGGCGGCGGCGGUGGCGGCGGCGGCAACAGCAACGGCGGCCUCGUCGUCGCUACCCGUCGACAUAUCGAUCGAGACGGUGGUGGCGCUGGUGGUCAUGUGCCUCGGCCUGGCGCUGGGCACGCCGCUCCUCCGGCCGAUCCAGUGGCGCGAGUGGGCCGGCAAGAUCGAGCGCGAGGGGGCCGAGGGGUUCUUCCCGGCCGGCGGCGACAGCGAGGAGGUGGCCAGAGAAUUCAUCGGGAACCCGUUUCGGUACCUCGAGUCCCGGCCUGCCUUUGUCGACAUACGGAAGCAGAGGAAGGAGUUUGCCUGCUGGGUCAAGUCUGGCGCAGAGCCCAAGGCAUGAAGGGCGUUGUCGCCGCUUUUGUUGGAGACAUGCUUAGGUAUAUACGUGUGCCUAUCUCGGUUUAAACGUACCAGCCUAGAUACCAACCUGCCUAUCUAGUGGUCUCCCUAGGUAGUAGGUAGUAGAUAGGUCCUCCUAGGUAUUUGUCUCAUGACACUUCAUUUCUUCAGCCGUCUUUCCUGGAAGCUCUCGUCCACGUUUUGAGCUCGUGCAUCAACCGAGGAAUUCUAAACCCU